Messenger RNA from Hevea brasiliensis (rubber tree), 1811 nucleotides. RefSeq lists its product as uncharacterized. Lineage: Eukaryota; Viridiplantae; Streptophyta; Magnoliopsida; Malpighiales; Euphorbiaceae. The record is from RefSeq and is a predicted model, not a curated record. The transcript has 9 exons. The coding region runs from base 429 to 1496 and encodes 355 amino acids.
AAAACUGAGGUCUUAAAAGCCCAAUGAAUGGGGCCCAUAAAGCUACAGUGUACAACCAGCACACGAUCGUAAUUUGCAGAGCUCACCUCCGUCGUUCUCUGUAGCUUCACUGGUUAGUUCUUAAUAAACCCUAGAAUUGAAAUUUUCACUUUGUCAAUUUCGUUCUGUUUUUCUUUUUCCUCCCUGGUUUACCAGACUCUGAUCUGCUGUCUUGUCUCCGGUUAGAUAUCACUAAUUUGGAAGGCGAGAAUAGCGUUUAGUAUUAUUUCUCAAACGUACCAAGUUUAUAUUUUGUGCUCUUUUAUUGGAAAUUCUCAAUUCUCUUAAUCAGAUAGGUACUGUAGGUUUUGAACUCAAAUUUAUUUGGUUCCUUCAAGGUCUUACAAAGCUGGGCAGCAUCAAGGAGGAUCCCUCACCGAAAAGCGGGCAUGCAUGGAUUUGAAAUGAAGGUGUUGCAGGAUACGAAGGAUUCAGCGAAAAUAAAAUUCUCAACACAAACGUCACAUGAGUCACCAAGUGACCUGCAAAAUAAUGCACCUGAGGCUCUUGGGGUGGACUCUGGUUCAGUUUCUGUUUCAAGCAACAACAGCAGAAAAGUUACCCGUGAAGAUAUUGAAGUUGUCCAGAAUCUGAUUGAAAGAUGUCUUCAACUGUAUAUGAAUAGGAAUGAGGUGGUAAAUACCCUUUUGCAACAAGCCAGAAUUGAGCCUGGUUUUACAACCUUAGUAUGGCAGAAAUUGGAAGAAGAAAAUGCAGAUUUUUUUAAGGCCUACUACAUGAGGCUACUUCUGAAGAAACAAAUUAUUGUGUUCAAUCAAUUACUUGAGCAUCAGUACCAUCUGAUGAAGUCCCCUGCAUCUCCAAAGGUUCCGUUAGCUCCUAUCGAGAAUGGGAUUCAGCACUUGCCCGUUAACAAUCUACCUAUGGGAUACAACAUUCUGCAGCAGCCUUCAAUUCCAUCAACAGGUCAUCCCCACUUCAGUUCUGUGGGAAGUGUACCUAGCUGUCAUGUGGUAAAUGGAAUCCCUGCAUCAGACAAUUUCCAUCCAGUGCAAAUAAAUUCUGGGAAAGAGAUGGUGAUGAAUAGAAGCCCAGCUGACCCAAUACCUGCUGUCCCUGCUAUCAAGUCCGAGAUUGCUUUGAGUCCUACAUCAAUUACAUCCAAUGGUCAAUUUCCUUUCACACCAACAGAAAUACCAGAAUUGAGUGUUAAUGCUUCAGCACUUGACUCUGCGUAUGCAUCUCAUAUGACAAGUCCAGAGGGACUGCAGCUUGGACUUGAUUCUGGUACUGACAAUUCUGGGGAAACCCUCCAACCAUAUUGUCAAGUUCCCUGGAAUUUUAGCUUCUCAGACUUGGCAAAUGUGGCAGAUCAUGGACAGCUGGGAAACUAUUCAGGUUCUGAUAUAUUACUUGAUUCUCCAGAGCAAAGUGACAUCGUUGAGGAGUUCUUUCUUGAUAAUGUUCCUGCCCCAGGCAAUCAAAAAGAGGAAUGAUAGUUAAGAUGUUGCCCUUAUGAUUGCAAGUCCCAGUUAAAUUCAGUACUGCUAGUUCAAGCCACAGGUCCCGUUAGCCCUAUGGGUAGAUCAAUUGUCAAUGGUCAUUCAGCUGUACAGUAGCAUCUUACUGAUGUAAAUUUGAAACCUUAAAAAUUAGGCAGGCAGGAAUUAGUUUAUUGUCAUAAUUGCUAAACUUUACUGACUACAGAAUAUUGCAGGUACGGUUUCUUGUUUUGGUCAAUUUGGAUAAUGUACAUACAACUUUGAACUCCCAACUUAUUUAAUAACUUUCGAAUUAAAGCUUCAUUGAAA